AUGCUCCCCACGCCCCCACCAUCGCCCAGCCCUCUUGCACUAUGCAGUCCGGGGGAGCAGGUCGGUGCCAUCUUGGCCGGUAGCAUCCAACUCACCGAGGUCAUCGGAGUCGGAGCCUAUGGGACUGUCUACCGCGCCCGCGACCUCGUGACCAACCUGCCCUACGCUGUCAAGGCCCUUCCCAAGCUCGGACUCGACCCGCGUCAAAAGGCCUUCCAGGACCGAGAGAUCAGGCUGCAUUACCAGGCCAGCCAGCAUCCCAAUGUCGUUUCCUUGUUGAAGAUUCUCGAUAGCCCCGAGUGCACAUACGUUGUCCUCGAGUACUGCAAAGAGGGUGACCUGUUUGCCAAAAUCACCGAGGAUGCCCACUACGUCGGUGACGAUUUCAAGGCGAAGCAGGUCUUCUUGCAGCUCAUCUCCGCCGUCCAGCAUUGCCACUCCAAGGGUAUCUACCACCGGGACCUCAAGCCGGAGAACGUGCUGGUGGAGGACAAUGGAUGGACCGUGAAGCUCGCCGACUUUGGAUUGGCCACGCAAGAACGCAUCACUUCCGACUAUGGAUGCGGCUCGACCUUCUACAUGUCACCAGGUACGUAUCGCCGCCUCACACACGUAUCGCCUCACAGCAUCCAGCAGCGCUAACAUGCUCCUGUAGAGUGCCAGCAAUCGAGCCCGAAACCGUUCUCAUGCUACGCUUCCGCGCCAAACGACGUCUGGUCCCUCGGAGUCAUCCUGGUCAACCUGACGUGUGGACGCAACCCAUGGAAGCGCGCAUGCCUGGACGACAACACGUUCAAGACCUUCAUGCGUGAUCGGAACUUCCUGAAGACCAUCCUUCCCAUCUCCGACGACCUGGACUUCAUCCUCCAGCGCAUCUUCGACCUCAACCCGCACCAUCGUGUCACUUUGGACGAGCUUCGGGACUUGGUCAUUCGUUGCCCGAGAUUCACGACCCAGGGAUCUUCGGCUCCGUCCACGGCGCCUCCCACUCCCCCAUACAGCCCCAUGAGGCAGCCCGUCGACUCUCCACUCGCGGCCUUUGCUGGUGCUUGCGAGAACGUUCCUCACUUGGACCUGCCGGCCCAGCGAUACCCGCCCACGCCACCUCCCGAGUAUUACUCACAGCAGCCGCCCCUGAUCCUGACGCCUCCUAGCUCUGGGCAGUGCAGCCCACAAGCUUCUGUUUAUCCGUUACCACCCAAGCCGGUGGCGCCCGUCGCCUCGUCUGGAAAUCUGUUUGCCCAUUUCCCGGAUCUCCGGCGAUGCGGUCAGAUGUUCGCCAACUUCAACAUGCCAGCGCAACACGCCUGGACUCCUCAGUGCUUUUAA
Molecule: messenger RNA, 1329 nt
Organism: Lecanosticta acicola
Lineage: Eukaryota; Fungi; Ascomycota; Dothideomycetes; Mycosphaerellales; Mycosphaerellaceae
Source: the annotation of a GenBank genome assembly